ACUCCAUAUUUGAAAUUUUAUGGAAUGGACAGGCGCGAUCAGUGUGUAGCCUAGUUGUUUAAAACACCAAAACUGGUGCCAAGGAGCGAGCAGUGCAAUCCUUGCGCUGUCUGAACCCGGUAGUGCAUAACUACCCCGGUCAGUCAGUGGCAACAUUAUGGCGUUUCACAUGUCAAAACUUACUCUACGAUUACCAAAAUCAAUCCGCUUUGGUUUGCGUCCAGUUAACGGAACUUCAACUAAGCAUUCCUGCAUUGACCUUAAAUUUACCAAUAUAACGAGCGCUGCGAACAGUCGGUCAUUGCACUCAGUUUUCCGUCGGGCAAGUGAGAGUUGGUCGGCAAAUUACCGACUUGUAAAACCCAAACAGAGCAAUUUCAGGUGGGCUGUGAGUACGGCCAAAAGGUUGGAGAACUUCUCAUCAGCGUCGCUGGCCUCAAAGUCAUUCCAUUUGAAGAGUGUCAGUACACCCAUUAGGAAUAGUUGGUCCCGUUCAUAUACGGUAGUCAGCGUCCUUGGGUUGUCCACCGGGGUUAUUGCGGCGUUGCACACCAGUGUUCUGCUUGCCAUGUCUGAAACGAUUGACCUGGACUCGGACAGGACCGCCUGGCAGGAGGCAAAGAGCGUACUCCUCUCUGCCAGUCAGGAGAAGAGGCGAGGACACUACAAGAUUGACUACCUGCCCUUGGAGAAAAUACCUGUCUGGGCUUCAAAAGGUACCUCAACUGCCCAGCCUCAUUAUAAAAGCAAUGAUGCCCUGAGACAGAAAAUCUCACUCUUUCGUGGAGACAUCACCAAGCUGGAGAUCGAUGCCAUAGUUAAUGCAGCAAACAAAUCAUUGCUGGGCGGAGGUGGAGUGGAUGGAGCCAUUCAUCGUGGGGCCGGACCACUGCUGAAGAAGGAAUGUGCCACUCUGGGAGGCUGUGAAACGGGGGAGGCCAAGAUCACUGGCGCCUACGGCCUGCCAGCUAAACAUGUGGUUCACACAGUGGGCCCCAUCGCCUACGGGGGAGUGGGUGACAAGGAGAGAAACGCCCUGCGAGACUGCUACCUCAACAGCCUCAAGACAGCUGUGCAGAACCAGCUGAGGACAGUGGCUUUCCCUUGCAUCUCCACUGGAGUCUAUGGGUAUCCACCCGAGGAUGCUGUGGAGGUGGCGUUGGCUACAGUGAGAGAGUACCUGGAUGAGCAUCAUGAACAGCUGGACCGGGUCAUCUUCUGCGUCUUCCUGAAGACGGACGAGGAUCUCUAUCAGCGCAAUCUCCCUCUGUAUUUCCCCCAGGCCGAGUCUGCUGGCCAGUCAGAGAGCCCACCUGGCGGACAGGAUCCUCUGUGAAAAGCAAGCUAUGAUUGCCUGUCACGGUUGCCGUGGAUACGCUACGCCACCCAUCAUGGUUUUGCCUGACCUCCUCCUCCUGCUCCCCCCCCACCCCCCACCCCCCAACCUCCAUCACCCUAUCUCUGCUCGCUUUUUUUUAAAUGUUUUUUUUUCUUUUCCCUCUGUAGAAAAAUCUGACAAACAUGUGUAAUUACUGUGGGUACUGCUGGGAAGUGCUUAGAGAUAGAGGGGCUUGGUCUGGGCACAACACCGCCCGGCACCUUCCUAAACAAGACGUGCUCGCAAAAUAACACGUAGGGUCAAUAACAGCAAUUAGGCUCACAGUGUCGAGUGUAGCACUUCAGGCUGUGGUUUUAAAGGAGAAUUGGUAAAAGUGAAGACCCAUUGAUUUAGUUUAUACAAUGUUAAGAUGAACAUUGUGCCUGUUUAUUAGGUAGGAAAUGUUAGCAUAGCCCUCACGGUAUUAGUGCAACUUGCGAUUUUCACCUUGACGUUGGUGUUAAUGAAGUGGAAACGAAACACUAAAAUAGGUGGAAUCUUUAUGUUGACUUUCACAUGCUUUUAACGAGUGUUACCUGAUGUGGUUCACACAAGGAGCCAGCACGGACAUUUCAUUAGAGCUGUUUUCUACUGACUAGCCUGUGUAAGUGCACAGUUUGUUUAAUUCAUGAGAUUAAUAUUCUAUCAUAUUCUUUAAGAGGGGUGAUGUAUUUUGAGUGGAUUUGAAGUGAUGUUUGUAAUAUUAAUAGCCAAAGAUGUGAUUUGUAUUCUCUAAUAUGUUUCUACUCCAGCUAAAUAAACAUUUGGCAACACGUAGAGAGGGGGGUGCCUUAUGGGCACGUAUAAGUUAUUGAACCUAUUAGACCGGAGGAAAUGGAGACAUUGCUUUGCCUCUGCCCAUGAUCUCGACGCUCACAAGCCUACAAUUAAAUAACUUUAAAUUUUUUCCUCUCCGCCAUUUCACUGUAUGUCUGCGGGCUUGAUGAAAGAGUCUCAUUAAAGUCAAUUCUUUUGGAAACCUAA
Sardina pilchardus (European sardine) is the source of this 2362-nucleotide messenger RNA. RefSeq names its product mono-ADP ribosylhydrolase 1 (gene macrod1). The transcript has 11 exons. Gene Ontology annotation, molecular function: ADP-ribosylglutamate-[protein] hydrolase activity. Gene Ontology annotation, biological process: DNA damage response; peptidyl-glutamate ADP-deribosylation; purine nucleoside metabolic process. Lineage: Eukaryota; Metazoa; Chordata; Actinopteri; Clupeiformes; Clupeidae. The coding region runs from base 158 to 1336 and encodes 392 amino acids. Gene Ontology annotation, cellular component: nucleoplasm. The record is from RefSeq and is a predicted model, not a curated record.